ACAGUAGGCUACAGUACAUUGGGUGCUCGUGUUCAAGGCGCCUGUUUCACUGAAUCGCUAUUGCAUUUCGUGUUGAAUUGGAAUAUAGCUAUAUAAAUGCAGCUAUAUUGCAAAUAUUUAAUAUGAUAAAAAAUCAAACGUCGACAUAUUAAUUUUAGCAAUAUGAAAGAUUAGAUGGUAAAGUGAUGUAAAAAUGAUUACGAUACCUAGCACUUCCAUACAUCUCCUGUAGUUGGUGUGAAGGUAUAAUUACGUCAUUCUCGGUAGAAACAAAGCCGCUUUCGUCCUUUUCAGCACCACAGUCAACUCAGACAGCGGACAGCUCCCGUUUUCCAAACUCGCGGACACCGGAGUCGGCAGAAAAAAUCAAUGGGGAAAAAAUAAAGUGGGCAUGAAGAGUUCUAGAGGCGACGCCGAUGAAACGGACUGCAUACUAAAAUCGUGGAAUGUUAUUUACAGAGAAUGUACAUGCACCUUGCAGCAAUGUAAUAAGGUGCACGUUAACUUUGCCUUCCCGUUUUUUUCAGUUUGAAGACUACUAGUUUUCAGCCGUAAGACGGGCGUCGGGAAAUGGGACAGUGCAUAAGGGUGGCUGCUUUCUGUUUAUAAAAAAAGAAUCAGAAUUAAGACCAGCAAUGGAUCCUAUGCCUGAAUACUCCCUCUUUCUUGUGAGGAUUUUGGAAGAACUGGACACAAAGUACAGUAGUGUUUCCUACCAAGACCUGUGCAGGUCUCUGUGUGCAAGAUUUGAUUUGGUCCACCUCGCCAAACUACGGAGUCUGCUCUUCUACACUGCCUGCCUGGACCCCAGCUUUCCUGCCACCUUGUUCAAAGACAAGAUGAGGUGUUCUAUGGAGGACCAGCAGUCAAAAAAACUUAUGGUGGCUGCGGAUAUAGUGACCAUGUUCAAUCUAAUCCAGAUGAAUGGGGGGAUAGCCAAAGAAAAGCUCCCAAUGGGAUACAGACCAAAAUUUCAUAAGAAUCAAUCUUUUGAGUCCUGUCGAUCUGACACUGACGUGUAUAAGUAUCCCGACUGUGAUAGGCCCUAUGAUUUCUUGGACACAAGAGGCCAUCCCACAUCACAUGCUGCUCCCUGCCCUAAAUCUGACUGCAACAGCUGUCAGCAGUUCAUUCCAACCUCUGACCCUAAUUUCCUCCUGGGAAUCAACAAGGAGAUCAAAUGCAGGGCAGCCUCACUUGACAAGCUCCAGCAUCUCCCGCAGUACUCCAGUGGCAGCCCUACUCCCUGCGAAAUGCAGAGCACCUACUUUCCCAUGGAUAUAGACAGCGAGUCGACCACGGAUCAGGACUCUUUGCAUAUAAAUUCCGGGAUAAAAGAGACGUUCAUCUCUAAUUCUGAACCGUUUACUGUGCACUCCUGUGUGCAGAAGAGAAAUAUUUUCAAAGAGGAUUUUCACAACCUGGUAGCUUUUGCUCCCCAUGUGAUCACCACAGACUCCAAACCCAGUGUUAAAGUGAGCGGAGGAUACUCCCGUAAGGAGACACACAAGCCCGCAACCUUCUUCAACCACAGUUUUGAGCUGCCAUACAGCAACCCAUACUUUGAGCCAAUCAACUCGCCCAUUCAGGAAAAAAGACGGGCAAAGCACGAAAGCCUGGAUGACCUCCAAGCAUCCACGUAUUUUGGCCCGACGACAGUAACGGAGUGUGUGAACACCAAAAGAACUUCAGGUAGGCAGGGCAGGCAGUCAGCCUGGCCCGUCAAGAGCUUGAGCUUAAACACUGAAGAGGGGCCUGAGUUUGAGAGGUCCUUCCUAAAUGGAAAGCAGACCAAAGACAAUCACCGUCACAAUGUCAGCAACAUGGACAGUGAGCCACAUUAUCAGUGUGCCAAAGAGAAGCCAUCUAUCUCCUCUCCAGCGUUUGCCAUUAAAACAAAUGUGCCCAAAACAAAAGAUACAGGCUCUAUGGUAGGUGGACCAGUCAUGGAUAAGCGAGAAGGCAUCAAAAGGUUCAAAGAAAAAAGUGUUAACUGCUCGUCUUUCCAUGUUGGAAGCAUAGACACCUCAUUCAGUGUGGGGACGCAAACUGACAAAUCUGAUCCGAAAAAGGUAAAAGAUUAUAACGGUCACAGUAAAUAUGGUGAGAGGCACAACUUUAAGCAUUCAGAUGAGGACUCUGAGAUUGUCAGUGAUGACAUUAGUGAUAUCUUUCGCUUCUUGGAUGACAUGAGCGUGUGCGAUUCCACUGUCAUUCAGUCCUCCUGCUACAACAGCAAUGGGUCUCUCUCUCAUGUGACAAAGUCUGAUGGAGACAGCUCACCAGAGCACAACACAAUCAAACUGGGCAAAUCCAGCAACCGACUGGAUAGACUGUUUCACUCCUUAGAGAACACAGACGAUGAACUCAAGAGCAGCAUGUGUAAGCUAGUCCUCCGGAUUGGGGAGAUUGAAAAGAAGCUCGAGUCCCUCUCUGGGGUGCGUGUUGAAAUCUCCCAGGUCCUCUCCAAGCUGAACAAGCUUGAUGAGAAGAUCCAGGAACCAGAGGCCAAUGGCAGACAGAGUGAGGCGGUGGAGGCGGAGGAGGCUCGGUCGGACAGCAGCAUCUCACCCCGCGUCUUCCAGUGCCACACCACUGGGCACCCUGCCAAAGUGGAUAACAGCCCGGAGUGGUGCUGCUCAGACGCCAGCGGAAGCAACAGCGAGAGCCUGCGGGUCAAAGCCCUGAAAAAGAGUUUGUUCACCAGGCGGUCCUCUCGAUCCCUGACUGAAGAGAACAGCGCUACGGAGUCGAAAAUCGCCAGCAUUUCCAACUCUCCCAGGGACUGGAGGGCUGUCACUUAUUCCAAACACCCUGGGGAAGAAGGGAAGGAAAAAGAACAUGACAGCAAGGAUAGACACAGGAAAUCCAAGGAGACAGACCGGCAGUAUGAAAUCCCUCAGGCCCACCGUCCUUCAAAGCCCCCAAAGGACUCCUACCUGAUUGAGCAGGUGUUCAGCCCGCACCCGUUCUCCCCGGCCGUCAAGGCCCACAUGAAGGGCAGCCCGCUCUACACAGACAUGAGGCUGACGGAACUGUCCGAGGGCAAACGGGGCCAGCCCUCCUGGACCAUCGAGGAGUACAAGCGUAACUCAGGGGACAAGAGCAAGCUCGCCGCACUGGACCUGCAGACACAGGAGUCAUUGAACCCCAACAACCUGGAGUACUGGAUGGAGGACAUCUACACGCCGGGCUACGAUUCGCUGCUGAAGCGCAAGGAGGCGGAGUUCAGGAGGGCCAAGGCGUGCAAGAUCGGAGCACUCAUUGCAGCAGCUGCCUGUACAGUGAUCCUUGUUAUCGUUGUCCCCAUUUGCACUAUGAAGUCAUGAAGCGUUACGAUGUUCCCGUUCUACCUAAGGUUGUAAGGUGCCACAGAUGGAUAUCUCAAAAUUAUUGUGGUACAUAGGAAUAAAUUUAUUAUGUUCAUUCUGGGUUGGGAGAAGCUGUGAUGUUGUUUUGUAUAUAUAGGGCUUAAUUUGCUUUAUUAUGCAUUGAUUAUUUUGUUUUGAUUAACAAAUUAAAUGUGACAAUGCGGGGUUGUGUAUAUAUUUAUCUUCUGAAUUAUUUAAUGUAUUUUAUUAUAUUAUUAUUAGGAAUUAUAGGAAAUAUUUUCUGUUUUCUAUAAAUUUACCACAAGUUGAUUGUUAACAGAAUAGAAAGAUCAAAAGGGUUUAUUUUUUGUUAUUUUAUAAAAGAAGUUUAUGGCCUUUUAAAAUUUUAGUAUGAUAAUAUACAUUUAUGAAUUUGAGUUAUUUUUUAAUACAUUUGCAGAUAGAAUGUGAGGGUGAAACGGACCAGGAUGUUCCCCUGUGAAUCAUAAUAUUUUCAAUGGGUUUGUGCAAUGUAUUUUCCUAAUAGGUAACAUAACACUGUAGUCUUAAAAAUAGCAUAACAUAGUUCAAAACAACAGUGUAUAAAAAGGUAAAAAUAAAAUCCAUCCACACACAUGCAGCAAUAUUGAAUGUAUGAAAAGCAGAAAUGCUGAAUUAUGAAAGACAAAAAAAGCAUUAAAUAGUAUUUUCAUAGUGUUGAUUAAUGCUGCUGUCCUUUGAUUCGUGCCGCAUAAUUAUUAGGCCAAAUAGGCAAAGAAGUUUAAAGUGCAUUUCUGUUUUGUCAAAGAAAGGUUUCAUCUUGUAAGGGUAAAUCCUGUCCAUUUAUAAAUACUUGAAUUUCUUCUUUAUCGUCAACUAGUACCACUCACUGGGGAGGGAAUGUUGUUUGGCUCUGUCAACAGUAUUGACUGCUCCAACCAACACUGAGGAAAACAAACAAGACCACUCUGCUGACCAUAAUGUAAUGUACCUCUAGUCUCCCGAGGGGCCUUGAAGGCACUGAAUGCAAACUGCCUGCAUCCAUGAACAUUCUGGCCACAUCAACCCUCAUUUUUUACAAACAGCAAGGAGCACACGACUGGAACAGCUGUCCUUGGAUGGCAACACCGAUAAAAAUGAGCAGACAAGCGUUUGAAUUCGAAACAUGCUUACUUGACGAUCGGGGACAGUUGGUCCGGUAGCCUUGUUUUUUUGAACUGUGAGCCGUGGCACACUGUAGAACUUUGUAAAUAAUUCAGGAUGCAAUCUCAUGAUGUAAACCCUGGUGUAACUGGAAUAGAUUAAUAAAAGCGCGCUGUUCUGAUG
Anguilla anguilla (European eel) is the source of this 4637-nucleotide messenger RNA. RefSeq names its product membrane integral NOTCH2 associated receptor 1 (gene minar1). Bases 636 to 3329 code for a protein of 897 amino acids. The record is from RefSeq and is a predicted model, not a curated record. Gene Ontology annotation, cellular component: plasma membrane. Gene Ontology annotation, biological process: negative regulation of TOR signaling; negative regulation of cell population proliferation. The transcript is spliced from 4 exons. NCBI's taxonomy places the organism in Eukaryota, Metazoa, Chordata, Actinopteri, Anguilliformes, Anguillidae.